AAUUUCUUCAUUCUUCAUAUCGUUCCCAAUUUCUUCCCUCGAGAACACACAGCGCCGUUCGUCCCUAAUUUCUUCAUUCUUCAUUCUCAUUCUUCAUCGUUCCCAAAUUUCUUCCCAAUUUCUUCCCAAAUCGCCAUCGUCCCUAAAGCGCCAUCGUCCCAAUUUCUUCAAUCAUUCUCCAAACCCUAGACGGCGACCCCUUUAUCAUUCUCCAAAUUUGCUUCAAUCUGCGGUGACAAGCUUCAAUCUGCGGUUACCAGUGGAGUUGGGUUGCUUCUGCUCGAUUUGUUUGGAUAGAAAGAGUUGGGUUGGUGUUUAGUUCCUCAAGGGAUACAAAAUGAUAGGAUCCUUUAUUACCAGGAUACUUGUAAUGGUUUUUGGCUAUGCCUACCCAGCCUAUGAAUGCUAUAAAGCAGUUGAAAAGAAUAGACCUGAAAUUGAACAACUACGCUUUUGGUGCCAGUAUUGGAUUUUGGUGGCUCUUUUAACGGUGUUUGAGCGAAUUGGUGAUACAUUUAUAUCAUGGGUUCCAAUGUAUAGUGAAGCUAAAUUGGCAUUUUUUAUAUACCUAUGGUACCCAAAAACAAAGGGAACGGCAUAUGUGUAUGAUUCUUUCUUUAGACCAUAUGUUGCUAAACACGAGACGGAUAUUGAUCGCAAUUUGAUGGAACUAAGGACACGGGCAGGAGAUAUUGCAGUUUUGUAUUGGCAAAAAGCUGCUAGUUACGGCCAGACUAGAAUUUUUGACAUUUUGCAGUAUGUUGCUGCUCAAUCAACGCCACCGGCUCGUCCUGCUCAGCAACAACCGGGUGCAAGAGGCCGCCAACCUGCACCUGGCAAUAAUAGCCAACAACCUCCAGCAACGGCACCACCAGCUGAGGGUUCAACUCCUCCCACUUCUAGCUCAUCUUCAAGUCAGCACCAGAAGGAAGUAGCAGAAGAGUUGGGUUCCUCACAAGUACCUAAAGCACCCUACUCAUUAGCAGGUUUAAUUUCUCAGAAGAAUAAUCCUACACAAGAAUCUGGCAACCAAUCCAUACCUGCAGAGGCAGAGCCAAUGCAGAUUGAAGAAACACUGCCUUCAUCAUCUUCUGCAAAUGAAAAUGAAAACCCUCCGCCGAAAUAUUCAGUACCAGCAGUAGCAACAUCAUGAUUUGUUGUCUUGAUCUGGUUGAUAUUAGACAUAACUAUAGCUAUAGCUAGCUAGCAACAUCAUGCAUCUGUUUCAGGUGUUGGGUUUUAUAGUUUUGUCCUCAAUUUUAUAGCUACUGCAUUACUUGGUUUGUUCUAUUAUUUUCUGAUUUUUCUUUACUUUGGCAUCAAUUUUAUACUAAAGUAGAACCUGAUUUGUUUUGAUGCUAGUUUUGGCAUCAAUUAAUUUUUACUCUGACAUUUCACUAUGUUUGAAUAUUAACUCCAGGCCUUAGUUCAUGCUUACAUUGUUGUGCUACUGCUAAAACUGUGCUAAAAUAUUUUAAAUUGUGCUUAAAUUGUCUUGACAAGUAGCUUACAUUGCUGUGCUACUGCUAAAACUGUGCUACUGCUGUGAUACUGUUGUGUAUGCUUAUGAGGCCACUGCUGCUGUAAAUUGUUCUGUAAUUACUAAUUAUUUGAGUUUAUAAUAGGAAAAAAGUCAAAAGGGUAGGGAGAAUCAUGCACAUAUUUGAAUGUUAUAGCCUGUUUCAUGGUUAAUCUUGAUGUUUUUGAAUAUUACAUUCUGAAAUGUAUUUAACAAAUUUGGGAAUUUCGGAUAUUGUAGGAUGGGUAUGGAGCUUCCUACAGCUUCCGAAGAAACUGUCCAUUGAAAAAGCUUAUGGAUGAAUAUUGCAGAUGUUAGUAGAGUUGGUUUUUUGUUUGACGGGCGUCUCGUCCAAGCUGAGCAGACUCCACACGAGCUGGGAAUUGAGGAUGGUGAUGAAAUGCUUGUUAUGCUUCAUCUGAGAAGACAUGUUUAGUGGAAAAUUAUAAUGAAAAGCUUGUCAUGCUUCAUUGUAGAUGGAACUGGUUUAACUUUGGACUAGACAAAUUAAUGCAUAAUAUUUGUACCUUCUAUUUUCUAGUAAUAUUAUGGUGCAGUUGCAGCUGCUGGACUUUGCACUUCCUAAU
Trifolium pratense (red clover) is the source of this 2106-nucleotide messenger RNA. Its product is annotated as putative HVA22-like protein g. Bases 338 to 1153 code for a protein of 271 amino acids. The record is from RefSeq and is a predicted model, not a curated record. Lineage: Eukaryota; Viridiplantae; Streptophyta; Magnoliopsida; Fabales; Fabaceae. The transcript has 9 exons.